AUGUUCAAACAUGUGGAUGACAAGCCCGGAAGGAAACUUCCGUGCCAAUGUAUCAGGCCCAGUGACGAAGCGAAACAACAGCUGGAAGAGCUGAUGUAUGAGUACGUCUGUGCGAGAUUCGACAGCGUCAACAAAUCUGAGAAAGGGGAGUGCAUCCAGUUGAUUCGGAUGGCUUUAGUCUUCGAGCAAGCUCGCACCCUAAAAGAACAUAAACUCAGCCGUGGAAAGCUCUCCUUCGUGGUUGAAGAGUUGAUGCCAACAGUUCUGGAGGCUUCGCAGGACGUGGACUUCACAGCGGAGCUGCAACGCUUCGUCGAGGCACAUCCACGGGUCGACUUGGGUCGCACCAGCGCCGCGAAAGUGGCCGUGGAGAGCAUCCACAACAUCUCAGAGGUUUUGAAGAGCGACUUUUGGCAAUUGUUGACCUUGGCAGAGUGUGGAGGAAUUGACGUGGCACAGCUGAAAGAAUUGGUCAACCAUGAGCUUGAGGCACGCUUGAAGUGGGUGGUCAGUCGGAUCUCUCGCGAGGGGGAGGGGGAGGGGGAGGGUGAGACGGCGGGUCUCGGGACAGAGGGGACGACCGAUUCACCCAGCCGGUCGGACGCGGUGCGCUACGGCAUCUUCAUCCUCAGUGGCCUGAUCGCGCAGAUCAUCGCCGCGCAGCCGAAGAAGGUGCCCAAGAAGGACGAUGAGGAGGACUAUGAGGGCCAUGAUUUUGAAGGGUUUGAAGAAGAUGAAGAUGCCGGUGCGGAGUCCGCCGUAGCUGAAGUACUGUGCUCGGUGGGUGCUACUUUGCAGUCGAGCGAGACGCUGGACGUCAUUGUUGGGGCAUAUUGUCAGGAGCUUCAGCUUCCCAAAGAUUGGAAUCUGCUUGGUGUCUUGCGUCAAGGGCUCGAUGGCUGUGCAGUGAAUGGCAUUUUCUUUUCCGGUGGUGAUCUGGUGAUGAAGAAGUAUGUGCCUGUGCGGAGUGCCACCUUCGAGUGGAUCCGGGGCUUGUUUGAGAACACCUUUUUGCAUCGCUACACUCGAGAUCGCAGGGGAGGGAAGGUGCCAGAUGCUUUGACCGUGGAAGAGGUCGAUCAGGUCUUCAAUUGUGGAUCUUGGUUGGAAUAUGAAAUAAGACGGCAGAAAGUCUACCAAGAGCUACAAGAAAAGGGCCCUGCCUGGACGGGCGAAUUCCGAACGGAUGUGUGCACGAAAGGUGAGAGGGCCGAGUGGUUCCAGAGCGAUCAGUACCCGGGGGGCAUCAAUGAGCACUGGCUGUAUCAUGGCACGUCAGGAGCAGGUGAAAGCGGCAUCACAGAAGGAGAUUUCCGGCUGAAUUUAGCUGGAAGCAAUGCUGGUACCCUGUACGGCAAUGGAGCAUAUCUCGCUGAGGCUGUAUCGAAGAGUGACGAAUACACCACUCCCCAUGGUGCCAAGAAUCUUCGUACCAUCCUGCUGUGCUUGUCGUGUCUGGGCCGUGUGAACUACAACGAUGAAAAGCGACCGGACGGUGAUGAACUCGCCAACUCCUGCAAGGGGGGUGGAUUUCAAUCCAUCCUCGGUGAUCGGGAGAAGAUCCGUGGAACCUAUCGAGAGAUCAUUGUCUUUGACGACAACUUGAUCUAUCCAGGGUAUAUUUGUCGAUACAAACGUGUAGAAAAAGAGAAAGAAGAGUCAUGA
Molecule: messenger RNA, 1665 nt
Organism: Durusdinium trenchii
Lineage: Eukaryota; Dinophyceae; Suessiales; Symbiodiniaceae
Source: the annotation of a GenBank genome assembly